AUGGGGCCCCCGGGCAAUAGGGGAUCAUGGGGCCCCGUGUCCUUGCCCAAACUCAAAAAAACCUAUGAAAAAGGUAUCAGGGGCAUCUCAUGGGGCCCCCUACUGACCCCGGGCCCUCCCGAGUUUCAAAAUGAUUUAGGGAGGUUGAGCUACAGCUAGAAAUAACAGAACAUAUAUAGCAUCCAGGGGCGGACUGACAACUCAUGGGGCCCCCGGGCAACAGGGGAUCAUGGGGCCCCUGUGUCCUUGCCCAAACUCAAAAAAGCCUAUGAAAAAGGUACCAGGGGCAUCUCAUGGGGCCUCCUACUGAUCCCGGGCCCUCGGGCAGUGCCCGAGUUUCCAAAUGGUCAGUCCACCCCUG
Staurois parvus is the source of this 361-nucleotide messenger RNA. NCBI's taxonomy places the organism in Eukaryota, Metazoa, Chordata, Amphibia, Anura, Ranidae. The record is from the annotation of a GenBank genome assembly.